Seriola dumerili (greater amberjack) is the source of this 1514-nucleotide messenger RNA. It is a transcript of the gene krt1-c5, whose product is annotated as keratin, type I cytoskeletal 18-like. NCBI's taxonomy places the organism in Eukaryota, Metazoa, Chordata, Actinopteri, Carangiformes, Carangidae. Gene Ontology annotation, molecular function: structural molecule activity. The coding region runs from base 76 to 1368 and encodes 430 amino acids. The record is from RefSeq and is a predicted model, not a curated record. The transcript has 9 exons.
CACACCAUCAGGGUCGAGACCUGCCCAAGCAGCAGUAGAGAAGACCUACUGAAGAACUGAGCUCCAUUGGACACCAUGGCCUCCACCCUCUCUGUGCGCAGCUACUCCAUACGCCAGCCCUCCUUCUCCAGCAUGUCUGUGAGGGACAGUGGACGCAGCAUCCGCUCCAAGCCUCCGGUCUCACCUCUGUCCUCUGUCAGCACCCUGUCUCUGUCCCGCUCCGUCUCGGUGGGCAACGGCCUCAACAUGCUGGGCUCCGGCCUCUCAUUCAACGGCUUCGGCGUGGGCGCAAGCGAGAAGGAGUGCAUGCAGGGCCUGAACGAUCGGCUGGCCAACUACCUGGACAAGGUGCGCUCGCUGGAGAGGUCCAACGCCGAACUGGAGGUGAAGAUCAAACAGCUCAUGCUGGAGAGGGCUCCAAAAGGACAUGACAUCGAGGGGAUGAUGGCCCAGGCACACGCCAUCGGGCAGGAGGUGAGAAAGAAGACGCUGGAGAACGCUCGUAUCAUGCUGGAGAUUGAUAAUGCCAAGCUGGCAGCCGAUGACUUCAGGGUCAAAUGGGAGGCAGAGGCCACCUUGUGCCAGUCGGUGGAGAGGGACUGUCAGGCGCUGAGGAGAGCAAAGUCUGAUCACGACCAGAUCAUCGCCACUCUGCGAGGAGACCUGGACAGCCUGAAGGAGGAGCUCUACUUCCUCAAAAAGAAUCACGACGAGGAGAUGAGCUCCCUCAAGGCGCGUCUGGCCAACGAGCAGGUGAAUGUGGAGGUGGACGCGGCUCAGGGUCCUGAUCUGGGGGCCAUACUUGCUGAGCUGAGGGUCCAGUAUGAGGGCAUCGCUCGCAAAAACAAGGAAGAAGCCGAGGCCUGGUACCUCAAGAAGUUAGAAGCAGUGCAGUCAGAGGUCAAAGAAAGCAAUGAGGCUUUACGUUGUGCCCAAGGUGAACUCGGUGAGAGACGGCGCUUCCUGCAGGCUCUGGAGGUUGAGCUCGAUGGUCUUCGCAAACAGGUUGGUGUGUUGGAGGGAAACCUUGGAGAAACAGGGCACAAAUACUCUGUGGAAAUGGACCGUCUUCAGGCCACACUGACCCAGCUGGAGGAUGAGCUGUCUCAGCUGCGUUUGGACAUGCAACGCAACAAGACUGACUACGAACAGCUGCUGCGCAUCAAGCAGAACCUGGAGAUGGAGAUCGCCACCUACAGGAGGCUGCUGGAAGGAGAGGAAAUGGUGAAAGAAACACCUCCACCUCCUAAAAAAGACCCUGACGUCAGGACCAGGAAGAUUGUAAAAGUCGUUACUCAGACCAUGAUCAAUGGUAAAGUGGUAGAUGAGUCCAGUGAGGUGGAGCAGAUUGAAGAACGCAAAAAAUAAGCCAAAGUGCGUGCAGUGAUGGAGCAGUGAUGUCUGUUAACUCCAAAGUGCCUGAUGACCGUGGAUCAUAUUUUGCCACAGUGCUCUUGUUUUAUAUCUUCCUUAUUUUGUCUCCAAGUUUAAUGCCUUAAGUUUGCCUAAAUGAU